GGCCACCCUAGGGUCGGUCUCCGUCCCCGAGCCGAGCUGCCGCCACUUUGGACUUGAUUGGCCACUUUCAGUCCAGGAGCUCAGACAGCACAAAAAUUUUACGGUCUUCUUCAUCGCUGUCCACCCCCUCCCUGUCUCUGGGGACCUAGGUGAUUCUCGCAACCCUGCACCGGGUGUCUGUACUCUCGAUUCGUUCGUCUUAUCUCCAGCUUUGCUGCCCAGUCCCAGCCCUCCCGGUCCUAGUCACCCCCCCCCCACUCGGCCUCACAACAGACCCUCAGCGGGCAUGCUCCUACUGUCUUUCUCAUCACUGAGGGAUCCUCGGGUUUGCCCUGGUACCAGGACCCCUUCAGGCUUUCGACGCUCCCCGCCCUUCCCCUCCAAUUCCUGGCCCCGCGCCGGUCGUGAUGUCAGUUCUCUUCAGGCUGGAACAUCCCGUUCCCGGCGCUAGUUCCUGCUGUUGGCCACAGCCUUUUCUCCUGGCGCUCAGAAAAUGCUUGGGGACUGGGGGUGUGGUUGGAUAGGGAGUAGGAGAAAAACUAUCUGCUGGCUGUUGUGCGUCCCUUGCUCAAAGCUUCGGAUGCGGGAGGGGGGAAGAGGGUGGCUAGAAAAGUAGGGGAUUGAGAAGAGAGAAUUCCUGGGUCUUUGACUGUGGCAGUUACCGGCUUCAGUUCUGGUGGUCGGGAGGGGGACUUGGAGCCACAGAAAGGAAGGUGUUGACUGUGACCCAACUUCUCAACUCUCAAAGACGGACCUCCCACCUUACUCCCUCAUCCAGGCCUCAAGGCCCCCCUUGUGCAUCCGAGGUGGCCUCUCCACCUUCCCUGUUCUCUUGUCCUCCUCCCCAUGGCCCAGACAUGAGCGGUCCCUUAGAAGGGGCUGAUGGGGGAGGACAUCCUAGGCCUGAGGAAUCCUUUUGUCCUGGAGGAGUCCCAUCUCCUGGGCCCCCACAGCAUCGGCCUUGCCCAGGCCCCAACCUGGCUGAUGACACUGAUGCCAACAGCAAUGGCUCAAGUGGCAAUGAGUCCAAUGGGCAUGAAUCCAGGGGGGCAUCUCAGCGGAGCUCACAUAGCUCCUCCUCGGGAAACGGCAAGGAUUCAGCCCUGCUGGAGACCACUGAGAGCAGCAAGAGCACAAACUCUCAGAGCCCAUCCCCACCUAGCAGUUCCAUUGCCUAUAGCCUCCUGAGUGCCAGCUCAGAGCAGGACAACCCUUCUACCAGUGGCUGCAGCAGUGAACAGUCAGCCCGGGCAAGGACCCAGAAGGAACUCAUGACGGCACUUCGGGAGCUCAAGCUUCGACUGCCGCCAGAACGUCGAGGGAAGGGCCGCUCUGGGACCCUGGCCACCCUACAGUAUGCACUGGCCUGUGUCAAACAGGUGCAGGCCAACCAGGAAUACUACCAGCAGUGGAGCCUGGAGGAAGGUGAGCCUUGCGCCAUGGAUAUGUCCACAUAUACCCUGGAGGAGCUGGAGCACAUCACAUCUGAGUACACGCUUCGCAACCAGGAUACCUUCUCCGUGGCUGUCUCCUUCCUGACAGGCCGAAUUGUCUACAUUUCGGAGCAGGCAGGAGUCCUGCUGCGUUGCAAGCGCGAUGUGUUUCGUGGUGCUCGCUUCUCAGAGCUCCUGGCUCCCCAGGAUGUGGGUGUCUUCUAUGGCUCCACUGCCCCAUCUCGUCUGCCCACCUGGGGCACUGGGGCUUCUGCAGGUUCAGGUGCCAAGGACUUCACACAGGAGAAGUCUGUAUUCUGCCGUAUCAGAGGAGGUCCUGACCGGGAUCCAGGGCCUCGGUACCAGCCAUUCCGCUUAACUCCGUAUGUGACCAAGAUCCGGGUCACAGAUGGGGCUCCUUCACAACCAUGCUGCCUGCUCAUUGCAGAGCGCAUCCACUCUGGUUAUGAAGCUCCCCGGAUUCCCCCUGACAAGAGGAUCUUUACCACAAGGCACACACCCAGCUGCCUCUUCCAGGACGUGGAUGAAAGGGCUGCUCCACUGCUGGGCUACCUGCCCCAGGACCUCCUGGGGGCCCCAGUGCUGCUGUUUCUACAUCCUGAGGAUAGACCCCUCAUGUUGGCCAUCCAUAAGAAAAUCCUGCAGCUGGCAGGCCAGCCCUUUGACCACUCCCCUAUCCGUUUUUGUGCACGUAAUGGGGAGUACGUCACUAUGGACACCAGCUGGGCAGGUUUCGUGCACCCCUGGAGCCGAAAAGUGGCUUUCGUGUUGGGUCGCCACAAAGUACGCACUGCACCCCUAAAUGAGGACGUGUUCACUCCCCCAGCCCCCAGCCCACCUCUGUCCCUGGACUCUGAUAUCCAGGAGCUAUCAGAGCAGAUCCAUCGGUUGCUAUUGCAGCCUGUGCACAGCUCCAGUCUUACGGGAAUCUGUGGAGUUGGUGCUGUGACAUCCCCAGGCCCUCUUCACAGCCCUGGCUCUUCCAGUGAUAGCAAUGGGGGCGAUGCUGAAGGGCCUGGGCCUCCUGCUCCCGUGACUUUCCAGCAGAUCUGUAAGGAUGUCCAUCUGGUGAAGCACCAGGGGCAGCAGCUUUUCAUUGAGUCCCGAGCCAGGCCUCUGCCUCGGUCCCGCCUCCCUGCUACAGGCACGUUCAAGGCCAAGGCCCUUCCUUGCCAGUCCCCAAAUUUAGAGCUGGAGGCAGCCUCUGCUCCAAUCCAGGCCUCUCUAGCCUUAGCACCUGAGGAGGCCGAGAGGAAAGAAACCUCCAGCUGUUCCUACCAGCAGAUCAACUGCCUGGACAGCAUCCUCAGGUACCUGGAGAGCUGCAACAUCCCCAGCACAACCAAGCGUAAAUGUGCCUCCUCCUCCUCCUACACCACCUCCUCAGCCUCUGAUGAUGACAAGCAGAGGACAGGUCCAGUUCCUGUGGGGGCCAAGAAAGAUCCAUCGUCAGCAGUGCUGUCUGGGGAGGGGGCCACUCCUCGGAAGGAGCCAGUGGUGGGAGGCACCCUGAGCCCGCUCACCCUGGCCAAUAAGGCAGAGAGUGUGGUGUCUGUCACCAGUCAGUGUAGCUUCAGCUCCACCAUCGUCCAUGUAGGAGACAAGAAGCCCCCGGAGUCGGACAUCAUCAUGAUGGAGGACCUGCCUGGCCUAGCCCCAGGCCCAGCCCCCAGCCCAGCUCCUAGCCCCACAGUGGCCCCUGACCCAGUCCCAGAUGCCUACCGUCCAGUGGGCCUGACCAAGGCUGUGCUGUCCCUGCACACACAGAAGGAAGAGCAAGCCUUCCUCAGCCGAUUUCGAGACCUUGGCAGGCUGCGUGGACUUCACAGUUCUACCGUGGCUCCCUCAACCCCUGGCGAGCGAGGCUGCCACCAUAGCCCGGCACCCCCUGGCCGCCGACACCAUUGCCGAUCCAAAGCCAAGAGAUCACGCCACCACCAGGCCCCCCGCGCAGAAGCUCCCUAUGUCUCCCACCCCUCACCUAUGCCACCCUCUGUACCCUGGUCCCCACCACCAUCCACUGCCCCCUUCCCGGCGGUGGUCCAACCCUACCCACUUCCAGUGUUCUCUCCUCGAGGAGGCCCCCAGCCUCUUCCCUCUGCCCCAACAUCUGUGCCCCCUACUGCUUUUCCUUCCCCACUGGUGACGCCAAUGGUGGCCUUGGUGCUCCCAAACUAUCUAUUCCCUACCCCAUCUAGCUAUCCCUAUGGGGUACCCCAGGCCCCCGCUGAGGGACCUCCCACCCCUGCUUCCCACUCGCCUUCCCCAUCCCUGCCCCCACUGCCCCCCAGUCCCCCACACCGUCCAGACUCCCCACUAUUCAACUCGCGAUGCAGCUCCCCACUCCAGCUCAAUCUGCUGCAGCUUGAGGAGCCCCCACGCACGGAAGGGGCUGCUGCUGCAGGGGGCCCUGGGAGCAGUGCUGGGCCCCCGCUUCCCAGUGAGGAAGCCACUGAGCCAGAGGCCAGACUGGUGGAGGUAACUGAGUCCUCCAAUCAGGAUGCACUUUCUGGCUCCAGUGACCUGCUGGAGCUGCUGCUGCAAGAGGAUUCACGCUCUGGCACAGGCUCUGCAGCCUCAGGCUCCCUGGGUUCUGGCUUGGGCUCAGGGUCUGGGUCAGGCUCCCACGAGGGGGGCAGCACCUCAGCUAGCAUCACUCGCAGCAGUCAGAGCAGCCACACAAGCAAGUACUUCGGCAGCAUUGAUUCUUCAGAGGCUGAGGCUGCGGCUGCUCAGGCCAGACCUGAACCCGGAGACCAGGUCAUUAAGUAUGUGCUCCAGGAUCCCAUCUGGCUGCUUAUGGCCAAUGCUGACCAGCGUGUCAUGAUGACCUACCAAGUGCCCUCCAGGGACAUGGCUUCUGUGCUGAAGCAGGACCGGGAGCGGCUCCGGGCCAUGCAGAAACAGCAGCCUAGGUUCUCAGAGGACCAGCGACGGGAGCUGGGUGCCGUGCACUCCUGGGUCCGGAAGGGCCAGCUGCCUCGGGCUCUUGAUGUGAUGGCCUGUGUGGACUGUGGUAGCAGCACCCAAGACCCUGGCCACUCUGAUGACCCACUCUUCUCGGAGCUGGAUGGACUGGGGCUGGAGCCCAUGGAAGAGGGUGGAGGCGAGGGUGGUGGUGGUGGCAGUGGUGCCCGUGAGGGUGAGGGUAGUGAGGAAGCCCAGGCCCAAGUUGGGGCUAAGGGAUCCAGUUCUCAGGACUCUGCCAUGGAAGAGGAGGAACAAGGUGGGAGCUCAUCCAGUCCAGCCUUACCUGCCACAGAAAUGGCACCAGCUAGAGUUCAUUUUAGGGCCAUUUCCGACAGUUCAUGAAAGGCUUCCUUCUCCCAUGUUGCACUUGGUAGAACUCAGAUGUGGCUGGACCAACCAAUAGGAAACUGCCCCAGCUUCUCUCACUGUAGGGGGCAGGACCCCCAUCACCAGCCCAGGAUCCAGGGGCUACAUCUAGCCUCUUAGGGAACAGAGGGUGGGGGGGAAGCUUUCAGCCCAGCCUGGAGGAUUGUCAUCUCCCACUCUGGUGAGGAGUACUUUCCUUCUCUGGAUAAGACUGCUGAAGUGGUCUUUCUAAAUCCCAGCUGAGCCUGAGUCCCAGUCUGAAGGUUGGGGCUGCACUUAUUUAUUGGGGGAGACAGCUUGCUCUCCUGGCCUUCUCCCCAGAUGAGAGGAGGGGAGCCUGGGGCCCAAGCAGGACCCAGGGGUUUGAACCCCUAGCUGCUCCAGGUGGGGGAGGUUGGUGGACCAUGGAGUCCCUGGUGCUGCCCCUCAGGUGGGACCCAGGCGUUCUCAGCUCUACCCUCUACCAGUGGCAUUUGUGUUUUUGAUAUUGUCUGUUCUUUUUUAAUACAAAAAGAAAAAAAAAAAACAUCUGGACUUUGUGGAAUGAAGCUUGGGGUCUGGGUGAAGGGGAGGAGUGUCCCAUCUUCCAAGAAGAUCAUAGUGCAAGUGGGCAGUUCUGUGCCUGAGGAACCCCAUUCCGCUCCUCUCUACGUUCUUUCCAGCCAAGGGGUCUGCCUUGCUGAGUUUCCUAAAAAUUCCUUUAAUUCAGACUCUACUCACACCUCUACCCUUACCUGAGCUAGGUUUAUCCAAGAAAGGAGAGCAAGCUCUAGUCAUGGGCAGGUGACUGGCAGGUGGAAGCCCGCUCAGCCCCGCGGCGUCCUGAUGUAAGAUGGUAGUUAGCUGCUUUUUAAGGUUCAUAAUUAAGGCACACCAAGUCCUGCACCCAUUCACGGUCGAGUUAGCCCCCAGAGGUGUUGAAGAAGGGAGGAAUGAAGUGUGGAUUUUUUGGCUCAGUAUCUGAAAGGAUAAAAAGGAACUGGGGGAGGGCUGAACCGUUGAAGAUCCGCCCCAGCUUUUGGGAAUGGUCGUUCAUUCGCAGGCACCAAUUAACGG
This is a messenger RNA of Castor canadensis (American beaver), 5846 nucleotides long. The record is from RefSeq and is a predicted model, not a curated record. Lineage: Eukaryota; Metazoa; Chordata; Mammalia; Rodentia; Castoridae.